Molecule: messenger RNA, 2442 nt
Organism: Arvicola amphibius (Eurasian water vole)
Lineage: Eukaryota; Metazoa; Chordata; Mammalia; Rodentia; Cricetidae
Gene: Hgsnat
Product: heparan-alpha-glucosaminide N-acetyltransferase
Exons: 18
Coding region: 10-2001 (663 amino acids)
Biological process (GO): lysosomal transport
Cellular component (GO): lysosomal membrane
Source: RefSeq, a predicted model, not a curated record
GGUGACGACAUGGAGCGGGCGCUGACGGGCCGGUCGAGCUCGCGCAGGCGCCGGGCGAAGGAGCGCAGCUCGGCAGCGGGGACUGAGGAGCGCAGCUCCCCGAGGGAGGCGGCAGGCGGCAUGGGCGCGGGCCCGGCGCUGGUCGCGCUGCUGCUGGCCGGCUCGGUGCUGAGCGCCACGCUGCUCGCCCCCGGCCGCCGGGCGGAGCCAGAUGGAGAAGAGAAGAGGCCUGUGGAGCUGAAGAUGGAUCAGGCUCUGCUUCUCAUCCACAAUGAACUGUCGGGAACAAGCCUAACGGUGUACUGGAAAUCUGAGUCCUGUUACCAAUGCACCUUCCAGCCUCUGGCGAACGUCUCUCACAGUGGCAAACCUGCGAAGCCAAGCAUUGCGGCCAUCUCCGUGAGCACCCAGCAUGGGUCCAUCCUACAAGUUAAUUACACCCAGGGAGAGACUGAAGCUUGCAGGCUGGAAUACAAAUUUGGAGAAUUUGGAAACUAUUCCCUUUUGGUCCAGAAUGCUUCCCCUGGCGCCAGUGAAGUCGCCUGUGACCUAGUUGUCAACGAGAACCCAGUCGACAGUAACCUUCCUGUGAGCAUCGCUUUCCUCGUUGGUCUAGCACUCAUCAUCGGGACAUCUUUCCUGAGGUUCUUACUGAGUUUGGAAGACUUCAGUAAUUGCAUUUCUAAGGCAAUAACUUCUCGAGAAACUGACCGCCUCAUCAAUUCUGAGCUAGGAUCCCCAAGCAGAGCAGACCCCCUCAGUGAUGACUGUCAACCAGAAACACGACGUAUGCCUGCCCUGCCUUACCGUCUCCGAUGUGUGGACACAUUCAGGGGGCUAGCCCUCAUCCUCAUGGUCUUCGUCAACUACGGCGGAGGAAAGUAUUGGUACUUCAAGCAUUCCAGCUGGAAUGGACUGACUGUGGCCGACCUCGUCUUCCCCUGGUUUGUAUUUAUUAUGGGAUCUUCAAUUUUCUUGUCAAUGACUUCUGUCCUACAACGAGGAUGUUCAAAAUUCAGACUGCUGGGGAAAAUCGCAUGGAGAAGCUUCCUGCUAAUCUGUAUAGGAAUUAUCGUUGUCAACCCCAAUUAUUGCCUUGGUCCAUUGUCUUGGGAUACGGUGCGGAUCCCUGGUGUCCUGCAGCGGUUGGGAGUGACGUACUUUGCGGUUGCUGUGUUAGAGCUCAUCUUCUCGAAGCCUGUCCCUGACAGUUGUACCUUGGAGAGAAGCUGCCUUUCUCUUCAAGACAUCACUUCCAGCUGGCCCCAGUGGCUCGUCAUUCUGAUACUCGAAAGCAUUUGGCUGGCUUUGACAUUCUUUUUACCUGUCCCUGGGUGCCCUACUGGCUACCUUGGCCCUGGCGGUAUUGGGGACUUGGGGAAGUACCCUCGCUGUACUGGAGGAGCAGCUGGCUACGUUGACCGCCUACUCCUGGGAGACAGUCAUCUGUACCAGCACCCGUCCUCCACUGUCCUUUAUCAUACUGAGGUGGCCUACGACCCAGAAGGAAUCUUAGGGACUAUCAACUCCAUUGUGAUGGCAUUUUUAGGAGUUCAGGCAGGAAAAAUACUCCUGUAUUACAAGGACCAGACGAAAGCCAUCCUGAUGAGGUUUGCUGCCUGGUGCUGUGUCCUUGGGCUUAUUUCUAUUGCUUUGACAAAAUUGUCUGCAAAUGAAGGCUUUAUCCCAAUAAACAAAAACCUCUGGUCCAUCUCGUAUGUCACCACUCUGAGCUGCUUUGCCUUCUUUAUCCUGCUCGUCCUGUACCCCAUCGUGGAUGUGAAGAGGCUGUGGACAGGAGCCCCUUUCUUUUACCCGGGGAUGAAUUCUAUUCUGGUGUAUGUUGGUCACGAGGUAUUUGAGAACUACUUCCCCUUCCGGUGGAAGCUGGAGGAUGACCAGUCACACAAAGAGCAUCUAAUUCAGAACGUGGCCGCCACUGCUGUCUGGGUGCUCAUCGCCUACAUUCUCUAUAAAAAGAAGAUCUUCUGGAAAAUCUGACAGCACUCCCUGAUAGGCUUUGCUGGAGGAGCCCAGCGGCCCUGGGAGAAGGAUAAACUGUCUUUAUUAAAGGGACGUAUUUACAGAAGCUGUGUCCAAGCUGACUUGCUUAGCCAUCAGAAAGCUGCCUGUAUAUUUUUACUUAUAUAUUUACAUAUUUGAAAUGUUAUGCUCUCCCUUUCCUUCAUUCUCUAUGAAAUUGAUAUAUUUGGAACAUGUGUGGAGGGGUUUACAAUGGACAUUUUGUUUCUGUAAUGUGCUGGGUUUUACUCAGAGGUAGAAUGUUUUCCUAACUUGGACAGUUUGAUCUCUGCACCACAAACAAGCAAACCACAACAAGAACACAAGAAAACCCAAAGGACCGCUUUUUAUUUCCUGAAAACUGUCUUCCAUGUAUAUAUGCAUGCCAACAAAAAUACCACGGUUUCUGUUGUGAGACUU